UCUUGACGGAGAAUUCCAAACAACAAGAAAAGCAUAUGCAACACGAGCAGCUUAAACGACAAGAUCAGAUUCCUGAUGAUUCUGCGGACGCAAACAAAAUUUGGUCCGGCUCCGAGUUCAAGAAAACAAAGCUUCCUCCUCUUGCAAUAGUUUCCUCAACACUUAUCGAAAUUCCGUCAAAUCCAUUUACGAAGCCCGCACUUCCCACUUCAACAAAGCAUGGCUUUUUGGAAGUAGAGGUACCAACUGUGUGCGAAACUGAGAAAUAUGAAGACCACUCUGCCGGGACAGUGACCAUGGUCCUUGAACCAGCGGAGUCGAUUAACGGAGACAAUUCCGACGAAUCAUCAACAAUAACAGAGCAUUCGGAAGGAACCCCAACCCCUGCAACCAAGAGUCCCACACGGUGUGAGUGGAGAACACCGCUUUGCGACUUACCUGACUGACAUUGAAGACAUUAUGCUUUUGGAAUCCCAAGAGCUCAAUAGCCUGCCCCUGCUUCCGAUGUUGGACUGCCACAUCAUUCUCAUUGACGAAAAUGAUCUCAUAAGUCGAAGUCAGGGACUCGUCUCCUAGUCCAUUGACACCUCUCUUCACAAGAUUGGAAAUUGCAUGAAUGCCGUGUUUCAUGUGCCUUCGAAAGACCAAAAACGUCAAGCAAGAAAUUGUUUGGUCAUCUUCGGUGCAUAUCUUUGUCCCCAGAUUGGCAACAAUUUGCACACAAGGGCUUAACUCCUCUUCCCACCAAAUCCUUCAACAACACACCUUGCUCGACAUCAUGUACAAUGUAGCAGCGCCUGAUCUCAACACUUGCAUGAUACCCAGUUCUCCUAAUUUAUAGCAUGCAAGGAGAAGCAUUGUCUGCCAAGAAGUGGCGUGCUACAACUUAUAUCAGCACAAUUCCUCAAAGUGAAGGCAUCUAUCCAACUAUAGAAACGCACAUUCACUGCACAUCGUGCACCAUGAGCCUUGAUGUACAUCAUGGUCCCCGGCUCUUCGGUUGAAUUCAUCUUGAUUUCAGAAUGAUUUUAGUAUUUCGACAGUGGAAGACAUCCAUGUGCAUUUGUUUGUAUCAUUUCUAUUAGUUGAGGCAUAGUUGAACUACUUUCGAUAUUUAAAAAUGAGGUUCAUUUGCAGUUACUCAUGCACAUAUGAAUUUGAGAAGUUUCGGUCUGCUGA
Messenger RNA from Physcomitrium patens, 1179 nucleotides. RefSeq lists its product as uncharacterized. NCBI's taxonomy places the organism in Eukaryota, Viridiplantae, Streptophyta, Bryopsida, Funariales, Funariaceae. The record is from RefSeq and is a predicted model, not a curated record.